This is a messenger RNA of Arabidopsis lyrata subsp. lyrata, 463 nucleotides long. RefSeq lists its product as uncharacterized. The coding region runs from base 74 to 463 and encodes 129 amino acids. Lineage: Eukaryota; Viridiplantae; Streptophyta; Magnoliopsida; Brassicales; Brassicaceae. The record is from RefSeq and is a predicted model, not a curated record. The transcript has 3 exons.
CUAUAAUGAAAAAGAUUUUAAGCAGCACUUGGAGAAGAUAUUCUGCUAUGACAGUGUUAUCUACAAUGAUGUGAUGAAAACAAAUCCAAGGAGUUGGUCCAGGGCAUUCCAGAAAGUAGGCAGCUUCUGUGAGGAUGUUGACAACAACUCAGUGGAGUCUUUCAAUGGAUCUUUGAACAAGGCAAGAGAGAAGCCAUUUGUUGCAAUGUUAGAGACUAUCAGAAGAAUGGCCAUGGUAAGGAUUGCCAAAAGGUCUGUAGAAUCCCAUACUCACACAGGUGCAUGUACACCUUAUGUUGCCAAGUUUCUAGCUGGUGAACACAAGCUCGCUUCUACUGCCAAAGUAUCUACAAGCACCAAUGGAAUGUAUGAAGUGAGGCAUGGUUCUGAUUAUCACCGAGUAGACUUAAAGGCAUACACUUGUACAUGCAGGAAGUGGCAGAUCUGUAGCAUCCCGUCUUGA